This is a messenger RNA of Xyrauchen texanus (razorback sucker), 4171 nucleotides long. RefSeq names its product methyl-CpG-binding protein 2-like. The transcript has 3 exons. Gene Ontology annotation, cellular component: heterochromatin; nucleus. NCBI's taxonomy places the organism in Eukaryota, Metazoa, Chordata, Actinopteri, Cypriniformes, Catostomidae. Gene Ontology annotation, molecular function: methyl-CpG binding; chromatin binding; double-stranded methylated DNA binding. The coding region runs from base 74 to 1678 and encodes 534 amino acids. The record is from RefSeq and is a predicted model, not a curated record. Gene Ontology annotation, biological process: negative regulation of transcription by RNA polymerase II.
GGGAAAGAGGAGGGUGAGGGGUACCCACAAAGAUGUUGCGUGAUUUUUUGGACAUUUAUUUAUUUAAAUAAAAAUGGCCGCCGCAGAGAGCGGAGAGGAGAGACUCAGAGGUGAGGACAAGAAUGAAGAUCUGGAGGCCUCAAAGGACAAGACACAGAAAAAGAAGAAAAACAAGAAAGAACGUCAGAAUGUGGAGAAACUGGAGGCCACUGUCUCUGUUCCUCCACCCGCAACUCCUUCCACAGCAGGGGAUGACGGACAACAGGCAGAGGCAGGAAAAUCCGAACCCACUGCCCCUGAAGCUGGAGCUGGUCUCAGCGCUCUGGAAUCUUCCAAGCCGCGUCGUUCCAUCAUUCGUGACCGAGGCCCCCUGUACGACGACCCUUCACUGCCUCAAGGUUGGGCUCGCAAGCUGAAACAGCGCAAGUCAGGCCGAUCUGCCGGCAAAUUUGAUGUCUACCUUAUCAACCCAGAAGGGAAAGCCUUCCGCUCCAAAGUGGAGCUCAUGGCAUACUUCCAAAAGGUGGGUGAUACCACCACGGACCCCAAUGACUUUGACUUUACGGUCACGGGCCGAGGGAGCCCCUCUCGCAGAGAAAAGAGGCCACCAAAGAAGCUUAAAGUGGCAAAACCCACCGGUCGUGGGAGGGGCCGGCCAAAAGGCAGCGGCAAGGUACGGCCUACCACGGAAGGGGUGGCUGUAAAGCGAGUUGUAGAAAAGAGUCCAGGGAAACUCCUUGUAAAGAUGCCAUUUGUGACCCCUAAAACUGAAACAGGGGCUCCCUUGGGGCAAGCGCCAAAGGUUGCCAAAGUGCGCCGAGGGCGCAAGAGGAAAUCGGAACAGGAACCACCGAGUACCCCCAAAAAACGUGGCCGCAAGCCAGCAGCUACAUCUCAGUCGGCAGCGGGGGCAGGCUCUAGUGUAGCUUAUGCCGCUGCCGCCAUUCUCAGUGCCGAAGCCAAGAAAAAAGCUCAGAAGGAGUCUUCCACAAAACCUGUACAAGAGAGGGCGCUUCCUAUCAAGAAGCGCAAAACACGAGAGACUAUGGAGGAGCUGGAGGGAUCCACCACCUCUACAACGGAGACGUCUUCACUAAUUAGUACAACAGGGGUAGCAAAACGACUGACAGCAUCAACUGUGACCCCUACAGGGGAGGAGAUAGAAACAGGACAGAGGCUUCACAAGCAUCUGGGUCGCAAACACAAAGAGGCAUUUGUGGAUCCAGGAAACGGGAGUAGCGGCAGUGGAACAAGCGGUGGUGUAACAAAGAGCCACAAGAAGAAAGAUCAACGUGGGCAGCACUUGAAGCACCACCACCACCAUCAUCACCACCACCAACAUCAUCCGCAGGCGAUGCCUGCCUCGACCUUCACUCCGCAGGCUCACCAGCUCUCCCUGGGUCACUCUACGCAAGGAGGUCCACCUGUCUCCGUGGAAAACGAACCCCAGGACUUGAGCACCACAAGGCCCAAACUUGAGCACGUGGCCUGCAGGGAGGAGGCCAGAACUGACAAUUCCUCUAGCAAGGACGCACAGAAUGCAAGCAAGAUGGCUUCCGCUGACCUGAGAGGGGACGGCAAGGAGCUGAGAGUCAUUGUCCCGCCCUCCGCCGUUCCGAGGCCGAGUCGAGAGGAAACGGUUGAGUCGCGGACACCAGUGAGCGAACCCGUGAGCUGACUGACUAACUGACCAAUCAGCAACUGCUUUGUGUGCAAAGGAAGUUUAGGCUAUUGCAGCGAGACGAGGGAUUUUUGUUCAUUUUUUACAGAGGAAAACAAAAGAAAAAGGAAACAAAAAUAUACAAAAAUGUAAAGUACUUAAACAAAAGGCAGCUGUUGUGUCUCGUUCUCUCUGUGGGUUGGACGUGUGGCGAUUAAUUAUCUCUGAUGUAUUGCUUCCGGAUGAAUCCUCUGCAAACCUUUUCCUUUAUCCUUUUCCUUUUUCUCACUUUAUAUCUUUUAUUAGUAUAUCUUAGCACUCACCUAAACCUGUUAUUUCUUUGUCAAAGCUUGUAGGAAAUAGAAACACACUCAAGUGGUAAUGGUUGCAUAAGUCACACGCCAUAGUUGUCGUGAAGCAAAAGUCUCAAUAUUACUAAAAUGACUUGUAGUCAUGUCAUCUCAACCCUAGGGACAAAACGUUUCAUAUCAAUGUUUUCCUUUUGUGUCAUUGAGAUCCAGUGGGCUUCACAGAAUAUGCUAAGCAAGCAGGCAAGCUGAUGAAAAGGGCCACAUUUCCGAGCUCCACCUUUCCAUUUGAGUCGGACACAGCUGUUGCAGCAUCCCCAUGUUAGCUUCACUUAACUUCGACAGAAAAGAACUUCCUAGUUGUGGGUUCGUGCCAAGAUGAAUUUGUCUGCCUGUUGACCUGUGAUGAUUUAUUUAAAUUGGAAUUACAAUUUUCUUCAUUGUCUCUUUUUUUGUGCACAGAUGUAGAGUGAAAUUCCUUAAGAGUAUACUUAGUUUUUCCUCUUGCAAUUCCAUCUUGCACACGGUUAAGCGCCAGGACUUUCAAAGUAUAGCCUUAUGACCGCAAACCCAUACGGACGUGUUGGAUGCAUGCGCACUAUGACUGCUUUAUGAUAGUCUUUUUAAGCACAGUCAAUGCCAGGCGCAUUCGCCAAUGACACGCAAUGACGUAGACUCUCCGCUUGUUUAGAAAAACUAGGCUGCGUGCGUACAGUCCACGCAUACUUUACGCUGAUGACGAAAUUUGAGUCACGCGCACUGCUCACAAGAAAACCAAAGUAUACUUUGACUUUUAAUUAUUAGUUGAUUAAUUAACAUAAUCGCCUGUUUCAGAAGUGUCCGAGAAAAUACAACUAGAGCAGAAAGAUGUAUUUUUUCAUUGUUCUGUUGGGAAUGCUAAAGCACAAAUGUAUUUGUUAGGGAAUAUUGAAAGCACAGUCCAAAGUAGAGUCAGGAGUAGAUAUUAUCUCGCUUAAAUGAAUAAGAAAAAUGGAAUGAAUUUGUUGUUUACCUGCUUUUGUCCUUGAAGUACAAUUUAAAUAGUGGCCUUGUGUUAUAGUAACACAAAUCGCUAACAAAGAAAGCAUACAGUUUCAAAUGGAGCGUUUCAUUUUAUUGUGUGUGGUUAUAGAUUAAUCCCUUAGAGCAAAGGAAAGUUAAUAGAUGGCUAUAUUAAUAUAACGUCUUGUCAGGCUGUAGUUUUGUCUAAUGCAUGGGUUGCUAAUGUUUGUGUGUUUUAGGUCUACACUCAAUAGCUAUUUACUACAGUACUCUUCAUUGUCUUUCCUGUACAUAAAAGGUUUUAAAACCUUGUACAGCACUUAUGGCUUACAAUGGGGGUGAAAUGUUUUAGAAACAUAAAAAUGAUGAACAAACAUUUUUGGCAAAAUGGAAAGAAAUUAACUUAAUUCUACAUGCUUUACGUUUCAUACCACCUUGCUAUCAUAUUUAUUUAGAAAUGUAUCUUUUCCCAAUCUAAUGCCAACUGGUUAUCUUUCUCUUAAUAAAUGCUGAUAUACUGUACUAUUCAGCAGAAAUAAAACAGUCGUUUGUGAACAGUCGUUAAAGAUUGGACAAUGGAUGUCUCAGUAAUUACAUUUCGAAGAUAUAUAUUUGAUUGUACAUUUGGGAUGAAACAUAAUCCUAAAAAAAUUAUGAACCAAACUGAGGAAGUUCUUCUUUGUGGAUUGUAUAAAACAGUGUUUAGGAUUUUGCAUAAACUUUACUGCACUUUUUUCUGUUUUAUUUGUAUUUUUCUAAAUGAAAUGCACCUUACUUUUAAAAACAUUUGACUAAAUUACAAAUGAAAUCACAUGAAAUUGCGAGAGGCCCACCCACAUUUUUGCAGAUAUGUUUCUGGUUAGCCUUGCACAUACUCCUGUUUCAUGUCGGGAGGUUGUAACGUUCUGGAGAAGUUAGUAUAGAAUGCAUGUUUAAAGUAAUUUUGUUUGAAUUUAGCAUUUUCUUUUAAAAUACACCAAAUAUAUCAAAUGAUACGUGGUACAUGCACAUGAUUUGAAAUUCUCAAGCCUAUAGUUCACCUACAGUAUCUGAUAUCAAAUAUUUAUGACCAGUAAUAAGGUAACAAAGGCACUAAAGUCAUUUAAUGAUGCUUGACUAUUACCAUACAAAUUCUCCUAACUCUAGAACAUUAAAGAAGGAAAAGGAGAUGUUUAAUGUCCUCCUAUUACAUGAAAGACAA